AUUUUUUGAUUUUUGGUAUUUGGAAAGUCGCCAUGACAUCUUGGACCUUCAAUUUUUCAACUUUCGCAUUUUUACUAAUUCUACCUAUUACGGAAGGAACUACUAAAUUCGAAUUCCAUGGGCAAUUAUUCUGCGAAAAAGAUAAUUUCAAUUAUCAAAUAACUAUUUACGAAGAUGACAUCUACAUUGACGAUAAAAUCUCUCACCUACCAUCCGUUUUGUCUUCAUCACCACACUUAUAUUCAGCCACUGCAAUUGACAAUUGGGAUGGUUUUUGGAAUAAUUUUUACGACCUCUACAUGAUUGUCACACACAAUUGUACAUCGAACGGCAAAAACAAAAUUCUUACAGUUAGCCUUGGGCAAUAUCCUGUAAAAGAUGGAGACAUCUCGUCCGAAAGAAAUAUUUUUGUGAACAAUGCCGGGAUCGAUACAGGUGAUGUUAUUGCCUGAUGUACGAUUUUUGUUUUUUUUUUCUAAAUUGUGUAUAUUAUUUAAUAAAGAUGUAAUUAUUGUAGUGAUGUUUUUGGAACUUAAAAUAAAUUUAUGAACUAU
Messenger RNA from Caenorhabditis elegans, 554 nucleotides. RefSeq names its product TransThyretin-Related family domain (gene K04F1.9). The transcript has 4 exons. The coding region runs from base 33 to 452 and encodes 139 amino acids. The record is from RefSeq and is marked reviewed. Lineage: Eukaryota; Metazoa; Nematoda; Chromadorea; Rhabditida; Rhabditidae.